AAUGAAUCGGCAACCUAAAUCAGGCAAUCUCAAGAGCUCCGCACUAUAAUGGCUGCCCCCGUCUCGUCUGCCGCACUUAGCUACGCCAUCCUCCGCCGGCAGCCGUCGCCGAUCUGUAGUUUUUCGGCGACUUUCUUGCUUCCUUUGUCAUCGGCAACGCUAGAUCAGUCGAGGAGGGUUUCUCUCUCCUCCGUCUGGCCGAGUCAACUCCGAUCUCGUCGCAGGUCGUUGUCCUCGCUUCCUGCUAUGGCUUCCGAAAAAGCUCUUGGUUCGAAGGGGAAGCAAGGCUUGAUGGUCUUCGACACCGAGGAGGAGCUCUCCGCAUCGCUUGCGAAAUAUACGGCGGAGCUGUCGGAGAAGUUCAUCCGCGAGAGGGGUGCCUUCACUGUUGUCGUAUCCGGUGGAUCACUCAUCAAAUCCCUCAGGAAAUUGACGGAAUCUCCUUAUUUGGAAACGAUCGACUGGGCAAAAUGGCACACUUUCUGGGUGGAUGAGAGAGUGGUCCCAAAGGAUCACGAAGAUAGCAACUAUAAACUUGCAUUUGAUGGAUUUUUGUCUAAGGUCCCAAUUCCACCUGAUCAAGUCUGUGCUAUCAAUGAUGCCUUAUCAGCCCCAGGUGCAGCUGAAGACUAUGAGACUGCUUUGAAGCAUCUAGUCAACAUUGGUGUGGUUGUCAAAUCAGCAUCUGGUUAUCCAAGAUUCGAUCUCAUGUUAUUAGGAAUGGGACCAGAUGGUCAUAUUGCUUCUCUCUUUCCCAACCACCCUCUCCUUAAUGUGACAGAUAAGUGGGUUACCUUCAUAAAGGACUCUCCAAAGCCACCACCAGAAAGGAUUACAUUCACUUUACCUGUAAUCAAUUCAUCUUCUUAUGUUGCAAUGGUGGUUGCUGGAGCUGGGAAAGCUGGUGUUGUUGGUAAAGCUCUGGGCAAUGAGAAAACCGCUGAUUUGCUGCCUGUUGAGAUGAUUUCCCUUGAAGAUGGAGAGUUGACAUGGUUCGCUGAUAAUGCAGCAGUCUCAAUGCUCCCAGAUAAGCCAAGCCUGUAGACACUUAAUGUAUGCUUUUGAUGUUCCAUUUAUCUGGAUAAUGAUCUGGGAAAUCAUUUGUCUAGAUAAUUCCAGAUACUUUUAUUUUGAGAAUCUAGUUAUGAUUUGUCUUUUCA
Molecule: messenger RNA, 1160 nt
Organism: Zingiber officinale
Lineage: Eukaryota; Viridiplantae; Streptophyta; Magnoliopsida; Zingiberales; Zingiberaceae
Product: probable 6-phosphogluconolactonase 4, chloroplastic
Exons: 3
Coding region: 49-1044 (331 amino acids)
Biological process (GO): pentose-phosphate shunt; carbohydrate metabolic process
Molecular function (GO): 6-phosphogluconolactonase activity
Source: RefSeq, a predicted model, not a curated record